This is a messenger RNA of Sporothrix schenckii 1099-18, 276 nucleotides long. RefSeq lists its product as uncharacterized. The coding region runs from base 1 to 276 and encodes 91 amino acids. The record is from RefSeq and is a predicted model, not a curated record. The transcript has a single exon. NCBI's taxonomy places the organism in Eukaryota, Fungi, Ascomycota, Sordariomycetes, Ophiostomatales, Ophiostomataceae.
AUGGAUCGCAUUAAGGAGGUCAGUUCAGGUCCUUCCCCCGCGCCUUUCGAGCUCUCCCCGUUGAAUCUUGAUGCUUGGCCACGCCGUUUGGUCCUGUACAUUGUCCUGGACUUUGACCGCCUUGUUUCGUCGCCUGUUUUGUGUCGCCCAAAGCUGCAAUGCGUUCUGUAUCGCGGCAGGGUAGCUCGUCACCCGUUCGGAAGCCAUCCUGGCGAGGCCGACCGGUCUGCGUGGCGUGUGCACUUUUCAGCGCACAAAAUAUGGACAACGCGCUAA